This is a messenger RNA of Periconia digitata, 1340 nucleotides long. The record is from the annotation of a GenBank genome assembly. Lineage: Eukaryota; Fungi; Ascomycota; Dothideomycetes; Pleosporales; Periconiaceae.
CAGUCUCACGAUGAAUGAGACUGUCACACGCUAUUUUCCUCGGAACUCGAGUCCUGAAGAUUGCACGAACGGCACGAUUAUUACCUCCUUGCAAGGUCUAAAUUACACCCAGUAUUGUAAUUCUGACAUCGUGGCACAUGAUCGCGACAAUAGCGAAAUGGCAACCUUGCAAGAGUGCAUCGACACUUGUACUCAGCAUGGUCCAGCCUGUCUUGGUGUAGUAUGGAUAUUUGUGUAUAAAAAGUGUUAUCUAAAAGAUACUUCGGUGACAAAGUCCGAUUUGGUGUCUCAUGUCUCUGGCAUCUCUGCUUUGGCCUCUGAAAAGCAGUAUGAGCAACGGAGGGCGGACUUCGCCUGUCCGUACCCUAACAUGUCCUUGCAAAAAUCACGACUCGGUAUGGAUCUCAAGAUAUUCUGUGGAAGCAUUUUUCGCUUUCACGGCGUAGGAAUCCUUGACAAGGUGCAUGUAAAGUCUCUGGAUGAGUGCAUGGAGCGUUGCUCCAGCUCUCACCCUCUCUGCGCUCGAUUUAUCUAUGGCGCAGACUUGGUAGGGUUGGGAUGGCUCAAUUGCUGGCUUGCGAAGUCAGGUGGAGACGAUCUACUUGUUCCUUGGACCAGAACGAUGGCACACUCGGGAAUAACCGUCAUAAAUGUUCUCGAUAAACCAAAUUGGAAGAACGACUCAGUUCAGGUCGACAGCAGUGGUAGAUCGUUUAAAAUAUCACGCGACGACUUCCGGGAUCUCAACAACAGCAAAGUGCCGUUCUUAGCCGCGUACCAUGAAAAGACUGUCCAGAGUUGCAUGGAUAGAUGUUCCGAGGUAGAGAACGCCUGCAUUGCAGCAACGUUCGAUAGCGGUCUUCAACAAGGCUUCCUUAAUUGCUACCUAUUUCGCAAUUUGCCCCCGCCUCAUAGUCGAGAUCCAGAUCAUACAUUCUUCUAUCUUCAAUCGCGAUCCGAUCAGUACCAGCCACCCCCCAUCCAAGUUCGCGCCCAUCUGAAUGGCGGGCAGAUCUCUAGUGCAGUGUUGGGCGGGUUAUUCGUACUGGGAAUCAUACUUGGAGGAGUAUGGCACUUGAAGUCGAAAAGAAAGUCAAAGCUUAAGGCAGGUUAAGUUAUAGGUGUUAAAUAUUCAAGUAUCUAUAGUAUUCUUUAGCAAAGUAGGUUUCUUAGCUUGCGUAAACGGAUAGUAAGACCCUUUAAAUCUAGUUUCAAACCAACAAUGCUGCUACAAGUACGCCAACAGCAACAAAGUGCUACACGCCAGCCACAUACUCCAUUCUCCUGCCCAUUUAGACCUGCGUAACGGCCCGCGACAGGAGGUGUGCAGGCUAAACGUU